Molecule: messenger RNA, 2366 nt
Organism: Ictalurus punctatus (channel catfish)
Lineage: Eukaryota; Metazoa; Chordata; Actinopteri; Siluriformes; Ictaluridae
Gene: nrsn1l
Product: neurensin 1-like
Exons: 3
Coding region: 229-810 (193 amino acids)
Biological process (GO): nervous system development
Cellular component (GO): transport vesicle; neuronal cell body; neuron projection
Source: RefSeq, a predicted model, not a curated record
CCAGAGAUGGCCAUUUUGCCAGUAAGUAGCCUACAAUAAUAUGAGGUCUGUGAGUGACUAAUGGCUUCCUGUUAUUUUUGACAUACUUAUUACGGUAGAGUGUGAGGUUUUUAUUUUAUUUAUUUAUUUAUUUUAUUUAUUUAUUUGCUUGUGGCGAGGAGGAGCGACCAUGGGACGCAGAUAAAGCCGUGUUGAGGAUCAGCACAGCCUUCAAACUGGGUCUAAGAUAUGGCCUCUUACUCUGAGAUACAUGGGUCGGAGCGCGCCAAGAGCAUGCCAGGCUAUAGUUUUGGGGUGCGAUCCUACCUGCACUAUUUCUACGAGGAGUGUACAGCCUCUGUAUGGGACAAGGAGGACAUUCAGAACCAGCGUUCAUACCAGUGGUGGAGUUCAGGUCUCUGCAAGGUUUCUCUUGCAUUCGGAACGGUCCUAUUCGCCGUGGGGUUGGUGGUGUUGGCCGUGGGUUUUGCAGUUCCAACUCGAAUCGAGGCAUUUGGCGAGGGAGAAUUGCUCUUUGUGGACCGGCAUGCAAUGCGAUACAACCAGGCCCUCAGCAUGUGUGUGCAGGUUGGCAUUGGGAUGCUGACCUUGGGUGGCCUGAUGAUGACUGUUGGCCUGCUGCUGUCUGCUUUCUCCAGACCCACAACCAGUCCACAGCCUCCUGGGAAAGAAAAUAAGGGCAUCAUCGGGAGAGGAGGUGGGGCAGAUGGAAAGAACCCAACAAAUGUUCUCACUAAAGCUCCCAGUCCAGCUGUAGGCGAUGUAGCUGUGCCUGUUGCUCUCUCUAAAGUGGAGAACGUCCAGCCAUAAGUAACCUAAAUAAUCUUAUCCCACUGAAGACCUGGAUACACUAGGCCAGUUUGCUGCGAUGCAGUAAUUUAGUGUUGAGUUUGUAAUGUCAAAUAACAUGGGACUUACCUUGAUUAAUACAUUUUGGUACAUUAGAGUCAAAAUAUUUUAAAUAAGGAAUGAAACAUAAUGGGGCAUGUUGACACUGAAUCGUAUUGUACUUGUACAAUGACAAUAAAUGCGUUCAGUCGUUAUAGGAAAAUAAUCCAUGUCGGCAAGGUGUGAUACCUAUAACAGCACAUCUUGAGGUGUUUUAUUCCUCUUAUACCACAGAAAGUUGUCAACAAUUUAAUUUAAUGUUGUGGAAUGUUUAUUGAACAAAUUAAUUCUCGUUAUCACUUACAUUUAGCAGCUAUAAAUACACAUUCUUUCACCAGCCUCUCGUAUUUCCUAAUAAGACAAAAGACACAGUUUGUCAUCCAUCCAUCCAUUUUCCAUACCGCUUACCCUACAGUGGGUCACGGAGAAGCCUGGAGCCUAUUCAAUGGAAUUCAGGGCACAAGGCGGGGGAUACCCUGGAUGGGGUGCUAACCUAUCGUAGGGCUCAAUCACACACACACACACACACACACACACACACACACACACACACACACACCAGACAAUUUGGAAAUGCCAAUCAGCCUACAACACAUGUCUUUGGACUGGCGGAGGAAACCAGAGUACUCGGAGGAAACCCCCAAAUCACGAACCCCCAACCCUGGAGGUGCGAGGCACAUGUGCUAACCACUAAGCCACCAUGCCUGCAUGGACUCAACCUAAACCAUAUCAUAUGUUAAACAAAUAACGUAUUUGUAAUCCAUUUAUUAUUAGCCUCGAGUAGUCUGCUAGACAAGUCCCUAUGGACGAGUUACACUAUAAGAUAAGAUAUUAGAAUGAGUGUACUAAUAUAAACCUUUGUUUUGAAUUAUAGCCAACACUAUUGUCAGAGCUGCAGUUAUAGAAAAUGAAUCAACACCUUUGGAUUCGGGAAUUCCACAGCGCUGUGGUAUAAUAAAGAACGCAACAUUUCUGCUGCUGCUGUUCCUAUCUGAAAAACAAAUAGAUCUACUGUGGCAGAAAACAGGACAUUUUCCAAUGAAAUUUUGAUCAGAAACAUAUUAUUGUAGUUUGUCUUUGCAGUGCUUUAUGUUUAUUUGAGUGAGUUGGCAGCUGAGUAUAUAUUAAAAGUUAAAUAAAUGCAAGGUCAUGAUUUAACGUAUGAUACAUUGUCAGGAGACUCACUAUGUAGGACUGACUUUGUGUAUCCAGGUCUUUCCAGAAAAAAAAAAAAAAGGGUUGAUAUACUGAAGAGAGAAAAGAACAGUUGUUUCUUAUGUAAUAAUCUGUGCCACAUCAAACUGAUUUACUUUACUAGUUUUGAUUUUAAAGCAAGGCAAUUAUUUUCAGUAGUUCAUCUUUUGUUUCUGUGUAUUUUCUCUCGAACUGUGAAAGCAGCAGGGUGAAGUGGCUCAGCUCACAGAAACACACACUGUGUUUGUUAACCUCUCCAUCAUUUAAUACACUUAUUAUCAUUA